UAGCCACACUCCCAUCGAUUCAUUCCCACCCUCUGUAUCAAAACACCAAACCCCCUCUCUCCUUCGCAAAACCACUCCACUCCGAUUCCCCUUUUCCAAAUUCUCAAUCAAAGAACAAACAUACACUAAAAUGGUUGCGACUUCGGCAGUUUCUAUGGCGAUGCCAUUGACAAACGCGGUAAGCCAGAAGAAGGUUCCGAGUUCCGAGGCAUUCCUCAAGCCACUCCCAUUGAGGCCCUCUAAGGCCAUGGCCGCGGCACCAAGAUCGAGCGGAAUGCUCGAAGUCAGGGCUUCUCUGAAGGAGAAGGCGGUGACAGGAUUUACGGCCGGGAUGAUGACGGCGUCGAUGGUGAUCCCUCAGGUGGCCGAGGCAGCCGAGUCUGGGGUUUCUCCCUCGCUCAAGAACUUCUUGCUUAGCAUUGCAGCUGGCGGAGUUGUAGUGACGGCCAUCAUCGGCGCUGUGAUCGGUGUAUCCAACUUCGAUCCGGUUAAACGGGGCUGAGCUUGGAACACUCACCUUUUAGUUUAUUGAGAGAAUUAUGCAAAAUUCUUGAUUUUUCGUUUAAAUGUAAUCUGUUUGUGUAAUGUAAUAGUGUCUAUUUGUUUCGUUCGUGUAAUAUUUGUGACUCUCCAGCUUUAUUAUUCGGGGUGAGAAACUGUGAAUUCUGAAAUUCUUGAUUUCACUAAAUGAGAAUCAGAACUAACAUCAAGGAUUAUCAUGAAA
Molecule: messenger RNA, 724 nt
Organism: Humulus lupulus (European hop)
Lineage: Eukaryota; Viridiplantae; Streptophyta; Magnoliopsida; Rosales; Cannabaceae
Exons: 1
Coding region: 131-502 (123 amino acids)
Biological process (GO): photosynthesis
Cellular component (GO): membrane; photosystem II
Source: RefSeq, a predicted model, not a curated record